AUGGCUACCGACCCCGACCUAGUGGAGUUUUUUGAGGUAAACUUUCCUGAAGCAUUUAAUGAGGCGCAAACAGGUGCGAAAGAUGGAGACAGACUCGCGACUUCUCAUAGAAAAAUCGACAAAAAAGUGGAGUCGCGUUAUCCCCGGAACAUCCGGCCCAUGCAAACUUACCUACGCGAUGUGGAAACGGAAGAAGGAAGCCGGGCCUGUAGAAGACUUCGCUGGAAGAAUAUGAUUCCAGGCACUAUACGGGGCAGCGAUCCAAACUUGGGGAUUUUUUCAAAACAACCAGAAUCUGAGAUAUAUGUCAAAACUCCCUGGGCAGUACUUCAAAGGGAGCUGGAUCGCUAUCAUCGUGACUUUGAGUCUCGUGUCUACGACAUCACCGUAUUGGAUGGACCAGAGGAUACAGAGGGAACCACUCACAGGGUUCUUCCCCAAAAUUUGCAGCGACAUCCCGUGAAUUCAACGAUUUACUGUGCCAAUUUUUGCCGAUACCACCCUGGCAGACCUAUCAAGUUCCCUGUAUCAUUUAUCAACACAGAAGAAAGCCCUGCUUUGAAGCGUGAUGGCUUCAUUAUUCCAAUCCAACGGUCAAUUGAGUGCUUUGUUGAGGAUGGUGUUGAUAUUCCUGAAAGCUUGGAUAUGGAAUGUAGCGGUCUUCAAUUCAAGGAUGUCAUUCGAACCGAUCGCAUCAUUUUACCUGACGGUGUACGAUUUAGCGACCGUGUCAUCAAAAGAGGCAAAGAAUUCAUCGUGGGUGUCAUGUUUGGAAGUGGUCGCGGCUUGGAGGAGGACACCACGGAGACCGAAAAGGAACCCGUUGCCGAAAAGUAG
This is a messenger RNA of Phaeodactylum tricornutum CCAP 1055/1, 837 nucleotides long. RefSeq lists its product with no specific name. Gene Ontology annotation, molecular function: structural constituent of ribosome; 5S rRNA binding. The record is from RefSeq and is a predicted model, not a curated record. Gene Ontology annotation, biological process: translation. Gene Ontology annotation, cellular component: cytosolic large ribosomal subunit; ribosome. Bases 1 to 837 code for a protein of 278 amino acids. NCBI's taxonomy places the organism in Eukaryota, Bacillariophyta, Bacillariophyceae, Surirellales, Neidiaceae. The transcript has a single exon.